AUGUUACAGAAUACAGAGACCAAAGCUCCUCCGCGGCGCAAGUCCUGCGAGGCAUGCAAAACAGCCAAGCGACGAUGCGACUUGGCAUUCCCAGCAUGCUCGCGGUGCAUGCAAAGAAAUAUCCAAUGCACGUACCCCGGCAGACUGGCCCAGGAUUGUCCCGAGAUAUUCAAUGCCACUCCCAUCAUGAAUAAUUGUGAAACCUUCCACGAUACUAUGACUUCAUAUCCAUCUGAUGCCGAUCUUAUGGCGGCGAUCGACAUGGGUCUCCAUCCGGUCGUGGUCCAUUCGCCGUUCCGGUAUAUCACUAUAGUCCAUCCAGACCAAGGCGUCGAUCUAUAUGAAAACUCUCCACCAAUACAUGAACUUGAACUGGCUCUGCGACGAACCAAUCCACCAAAGCCGCUGUCUGACAUAUUUGCCAGUCGCAUUCAAUUUGCGGUUGAUGUGCUCAAAGAUAUUCCCAGGAUGAUGGUUACUGAGACGCAGACCCCAUGGUGUCAUCGCCAGCUUUAUAAGAAUAAUUUGCCAAAAGAAAUGCAAGAUGCGUUUACCUGUUGUUCUCUCUACAUUACAAAGAACGAAAUCAACGCACCGGUGCUCAUGUCAAUAUUUGACUCCCGAAUUAAUGACCUCCUAUCAUCACCACCACCUACAACACCCUUGGAGCUCCUCGCUCGAAUCCACGCCCUUAUCCUAUACCUCAUAAUGCGACUAUUCGACGGAGACACGAGAUCACAGCCAUCCUCACAGUGCCUAUUUGAUGCAUUAGAAAUUUCGGUCCAGUCUAUACUGGGUUCCAUUUACCUACCCCACCCAUCGGAGCCCCUGGAAUUACUCCCCUUAUCAAUGGACUCGGUAAUGAAUUUCUGGGAUUCAUGGAUAUUCCAGGAAUCAGCUAGGCGCACCGUGAUGAUGGUUUUCUAUUUUAUUUCUAUACAUAAUUUUGUACAAGGGAGACCGCACCCAAUCUGUGAUGGGAGGCUAGGACUUGAACUUGCGUGGUAUCAAUCUGCGCAUUUGUGGAAUGCGCAGAGUGCUUUUGAUUUUGCUGUUGCUUGGACUGAGAAUCUGCAUUUCAUUGUGUAUAAUGCGGACUUCUCGGGUCUGCUUCAGGACGCGAAGCCUGAUGAUGUCGAUUUGUUCGGGAGGAUGUUGAUUGUUACGAAGCUUGGUAUCGAUGAGACUAAGGCUUGGUUCCAUGCCCGUGGUGGUUCGCUGUGA
Molecule: messenger RNA, 1224 nt
Organism: Penicillium antarcticum
Lineage: Eukaryota; Fungi; Ascomycota; Eurotiomycetes; Eurotiales; Aspergillaceae
Product: Zn(II)2Cys6 transcription factor domain-containing protein
Exons: 2
Coding region: 1-1224 (407 amino acids)
Biological process (GO): regulation of DNA-templated transcription
Molecular function (GO): zinc ion binding; DNA-binding transcription factor activity, RNA polymerase II-specific
Source: RefSeq, a predicted model, not a curated record